Penicillium canescens is the source of this 2613-nucleotide messenger RNA. RefSeq lists its product as uncharacterized. The transcript has 15 exons. NCBI's taxonomy places the organism in Eukaryota, Fungi, Ascomycota, Eurotiomycetes, Eurotiales, Aspergillaceae. The coding region runs from base 1 to 2613 and encodes 870 amino acids. The record is from RefSeq and is a predicted model, not a curated record.
AUGCAGAUCAACACAAUGCUUCCCCAAGUCCAAGGCCAAGACCCAUACAUCCUUGCCGUCCGAGGCGAGAAAGUGCCUCCCUAUCAGGCUGGCACAUCUCAGGAGGAUAGUGGUGAGACUGAGAGAAUAUCUAAUGAUAUACGCGACGAAACUCUCCCUCCGGCUCCGAUCUACAAUGGUCGGCUUCAGGAUGGACUGAAAGCUGUUAAACACCACCUUGCCAGUCUUGCCAGCACGAUGCACGUCUCGGAGUUGACGCAAGAUCAAUCGACGAGCCUACACACGCUAUGGAAGCGUACCGAAAAGAUGAGCAAAUUUGAAUAUCCAGAGACACGAACUGUGGGAUUUAUCGGAGACUCUGGAGUCGGCAAGAGUUCCUUAAUCAACUCACUUCUCGACCAGAAAAUCGCGCGAUCCAGCAGGGAGGGAGCUGCCUGCACCUGUGUGGUAACAGAAUUCCGCCACACUAAUGACGACCACAACGGUCCAUUCACCAUCGAAGCAGAAUUUAUGAACCCAGAGGAAAUGAGAGAGUUACUUGAGCAUCUCCUGCUGGAUUUCCGACAGUUCUACGUCCGUUCCCUAUAUAGGGAGCUUCAGACGAGCGAGGAACAACGAAAAUGCCAAGACGCAGCUGCUAAAGCAUGGGAAACACUUCAGUCGCUAUUCAAGAGUCAACCAAGACUUACAAUUGAGUUUUUAUCGAAUGAGGCUGAUGGUGCGCGCUUUGAUCUCCUUGCGCAGUUAGAGCGAUGGGCAUACGCCGGUUUAACAUACCGACAGGGUGGGUCUGAUGCACUCGAAUACUCAGUCAUUGCCGGUGACAUUGAAGAAUGUAAAUCUAUUCUGGACCAGCUUUCUGCUGAUGACCCAGGAAACGGUGGCCCCGCACUGUGGCCCUUUAUCAAGUUGAUUAGGGUAUACCUCAGUUCGCCUAUUUUGAGGACCGGGUUGGUUUUGACUGAUUUGCCCGGUCUCCGAGAUCUUAACUUUGCAAGAGUGCGAGCAACUGAAAGAUAUCUUGCUCAUCAAUGCGAUGAGGUCUUUAUUGUGGUGAAUAUUUCACGAGCUGGAUCGGACGAGUCUGUGGGAGACAUCAUGAGAAGAUGUAGAAGGGAUCAGCCACGAAGAAUUAUUUGCACGAAUUCAGAAAAUGUUUCAGCCGAAGAGGCCUCCCGUGAGAAGGGGCCAGACGGACGGCGUGUCCGGGAAAUGAACAAGGAAGUCGAAAAAGUGAAGGCCCAACACUUAAAGGCUAAGUCGCAAAGGAUGAAAUCGGAGGGCGAUGAUCGGCUCAAAUGGGGACUCGAAGAGUUGGAGCUCAGUGACAAAAUAGUGAAAUUGAAAUUCGACGUCACACGUUUCUUGAUCAAUCGGCGAAACCUCAACGUUUCACGCGAGCUUGCCAGAAGGUACGAAGGCGUCAAAGUAUUCUGUGUUGGCAAUGAACUAUACUCCGAGCUUCGGGCCGGCGAUCCGACCCAGGCAAAUAGAUACCUCGACCUGACUGGUAUACCAGAGCUUCGCCGCUAUUGCCAGCUAGUCCCAGCGGAAGCUCAAAUGCGCGCAACAACUGCGUUCCUGGAGGACGAAGUCCCGGCAAUGAUGGGCUCUAUUCGCCAGUGGGCAUUGUCUGGGACAGAUCCUGUCACUGCAGAAAAGGCUGCCGCCCUCCGCCGUGUUCUAAAUCAGUCUCAAGAGGCUCUUCGUCGGGAUUUUCAAUCGUCGCAAGCACAUGUUUCCUGCAUGUUUCAAGCCUUGAAAGUGCUGUUUCAUACUUCUAUUAUCUCAUGUAUCGAGAAUUCACGAACACAAUGGAAAGAGAAAAGCAUCGAAGUCAGUCGGCAGUGGAUAGGGUGGCACGUACACUCAUACGCUGUAUUCUGUCUCCAUUAUGGGUCCUGGAGUACCAAGUCACAUCCAAAUGAACGCCCCUGGAACGAGCAAUUCGUGCAGCAAAGCUACGAAGACUUGGAUCCCGUAUGGGAAAGAAUACUGGAAUGGCUGGAGUCGCAAGUUGAAACUCUGCCUGGGCAGGUCAACAUGUCAUUUGAAAGGCUGCUUCAGGAUAUCCAUGGGCAUCAGCAUCUUGCACCACACGCUCUGCAAAACAUUCUUCUGAGCAUGCGGCAUAGACGAGAGACUAUCAACACACACAUCAAGAAUGAGAUUCAAAGGUUUAUCUCGAGAACGCAAAAUACAAAGCGAGACAUGCUAGAGCACCACACCGAUUCAUUCAUCUCUAUUCUCAUGAAGCCAGCCUACAUCGCCUGUAACCAGGAGUCAGGGCCAGGCUGUGAUAAACGCCGAAAGAAUCACAUGGACGACCACCUGAGAAAUUCCAGGCUCUUUUCCAAAUACUCUGCGCAUGCUAAAGACGUCUACGAAUGGGUCAUAACUGAAAGCUUUAAAUCACUACAGGAAGAAAUUGAUAAACAGGUAGAAGGCAUUAUGAUAGAUUUCCACGCUGUGGUGGCGGAUGAAGGAGAAAUACCGGAGGCCGAACGGGCACCUGCAUUGGCAAAUGAACUGAGAUCUCUGCUCCAGAAUGGACAGGCUACUGUUGACAGUGCUCAAAGGAUUGCGCAAGAGCUCAAUGGGUCCCAUGGCUAA